Molecule: messenger RNA, 963 nt
Organism: Brenthis ino (lesser marbled fritillary)
Lineage: Eukaryota; Metazoa; Arthropoda; Insecta; Lepidoptera; Nymphalidae
Source: the annotation of a GenBank genome assembly
AUGCUAUCUGUUCAGCAAAAUUAUUCAAGGCUUUUUAGGCCUUGGGAUGUGAGUGAUAACAAAAAUGAGAUUACAAAUGAAAUUAGUGAUAAAACUGAUAUAAGAGCAACGAAGUUAAAGAAAAUUAAAGACGAAAAACGUGAGAGUCGGUUGAGGAAAAUACGCGGUACAUUUAAAAAGAGCGACAUUAACAAUUAUCAAGAUGCUACUGUAUCAACAACCACCCUAGAUAACGAAGACGAUAAGAAACCAGAGCUAGAAAUUCAUAAAACUUUAAAUAUUUCCGAUUCCCCAGUAGCAAGCCUAAGUUUAUGUUGUGAUAGAUUACUUCAAGAACCAGAAAAAGUUAUCAAGAAUGAAAAAACACGAGACAAUACCAAGUCACCUAUUGAUAAUUUACCUCCAACAAAUAUUUUUCCACCAACUACAGUACAACCAAAUAUGUACAACCAUGGCUACAUCUCUGAAUACUUACCUACUGACAUCGCUACCACUCUUGGAGUGCCUCCAUCUGACCCUCUCUUACUAGAAUCUCUAGCUCAAGGCUACGCUAUGGAAUUAGAAUACGCGAGAAUACUUCACCAAGAAAAUGAAACGAAGCUGUUAAAUGCUAGGAAACAAAGACCGAAAAAGUAUAAGUGUCCACAUUGCCAAGUCGGAUUUUCUAACAACGGUCAAUUAAAAGGUCACAUACGCAUUCACACCGGUGAAAGACCAUACAAAUGCGACGAAAAGAACUGUGGAAAAAGUUUUACCAGAAAUGAAGAGUUGACUAGGCAUAAGAGGAUACACUCAGGAGUUCGUCCCUAUCCCUGUCCUACUUGCGGUAAGAAAUUUGGGAGAAGAGAUCAUUUAAAGAAGCACACAAGGACACAUUAUAUUCAAGCGGAGAGAAUGAUGCCUGUGUUUGUACCUCUGUCUGCAGUACCUCAUGUCGGCGGUUUCCCAUAUCUAUAUGGAUAU